Molecule: messenger RNA, 723 nt
Organism: Cyclospora cayetanensis
Lineage: Eukaryota; Apicomplexa; Conoidasida; Eucoccidiorida; Eimeriidae
Exons: 1
Coding region: 1-723 (240 amino acids)
Source: RefSeq, a predicted model, not a curated record
AUGAAUUUCUUUGAGACAAGCUACGGAGUUUUUUUCGGUUCCAACAAUACUGUCCUAUCAUCCUCACCUCCGAAACCCUGUGCCAAUUUUUGCAGAGAAGCCGUAACAAGGGGACCCCUGUGGGGGUUCAGCGACCACCCCCCCGCUGGUCUCCCAGGGCCCCAGUGGCUGGCAAGCGAUGCAGCGUCCGUGGUGAAAGGGAGCGCAGGGUCGUCAAGGGGACCCCUCACAACCUAUGGUGAGUCGUAUCAAAUUCGCAGUAAAAGCAGCGGUAUGGUGCACCAUGCCCACGGGGCGCAUGCGCAAACACAAGAAGUAGAGGUAGAACAAGAGGAGAAACAUAUAGAAUCCGGAGCCCCGGAACAGGUAGACAAGAAUGAAUACUUCCCCUACAGCAUUAAGCACGGUGAAACAGCCAUAUCCACAGCAGACAAGUCCAUUCAUGAGAGCAAGAGAAGCAUAGGCAGAAGACAGGAUACGCUUUCGUGGCUCAGCAACAAAGGAGAUCACAGUAUGGGUACCGCUGCCUUUAUGACCUCUUCACAAGCCAUCGGGAGGGUUCCUGAGGGGCUCAACACAAUCAACCAAUUGUUCGCAUCCCAAAAAGGAGAAAGAACGCAGGGACUAGAGGGGAGAAGGAAAGACCCUGCAGGUAUCGACUCCCUAAAGGACAGUCUUUGGUUUUACCCCCCAAAACUCGCCGCCUACAGCAACUUUAAGUAA